AUGAAAGAGAUGCGGGAGUCCCAAUUUACGAUGGACAAGAGCAGCGAGACUGACAAUGGCUCUUCAAGAGACUUCGAGGUGACAAGACCAGUCAUCGCAACCUGGCGGCUGGCUAUAAUCCUCCUCUGCAUCGCCGUCGGUCUGUUCCUGUCACUGAUGGAUACGACCAUCGUCUCAACGAUGCUCUAUACCAUCUCGGAUGAGUUUGGCGGGUUCCGAAUGUCAUCGUGGAUUGUCCUCGCCUACACACUGUCCUAUGUCGGCUGCGCCGUAUUUAUAGCCCGGGUGUCAGAUGUGAUUGGCAGGAAAAUCGCCCUCUUCACCUGCUUUCUUAUCUUUCUUGCCGCGUCCAUGGCGUGUGCAGCUUCCAAGGAUCUCAAUCAACUGAUCGGCUUCCGAGCCGCCCAGGGUGUUGGUGGUUCCGGACUGUAUGCCAUGGCGAUGAUAAUCUAUCCAGAAAUCAGUCCACCGGCGCUACUACCGAUCAUCUCAUCGAUUGUUGGGGUCAUUGUGGCGCUGGCGGGUAUCAGUGGACCGAUCAUUGGUGGGCUUCUAACCACUUAUACAUCCUGGCGAUGGGCAUUCUGGAUCAAUGGCCCUUGUGCCUUUGUCCCGGCCGUUGCCCUAUUCCUGGUCUGGCCGAGCGAUUUCCACGCCACGAAGAAUGCCCGUUUCAAGCAUCUCGACUACCUUGGUACUCUCCUUAUCAUGCUCGGCAGCGUACUGUUCGUGUUCAUUCUCAACCAGGCGGCUACCCGCGUCUACGCGUGGAAGAGCGCUCCCGUCAUCCUCAUCAUUGUGAUUUCUGGUCUUGCGUGGAUAGCACUGGUCUGCUGGGAGUGGAUCGUGUCGCGGCAUCCCAAGCUCCGGCACCUUCGCCCUCAGCUGCCCUUCCGACUUCUGGCCGAUAGAGUCAUGCUGGCGGGAUUCCUAAGCACCAUGUUAACCGGGUUCGUCAUGCUGCUCGUCAUCGUCAACAUCCCGCUUCGCGCGCAACUCGUCAACCUCAAAGACGCGAUCGGAUCCGGGGUUCUCCUUCUGCCUCUAAUGGGAAGCACCGCCGUCGGCUCGGCACUGGGGGGCGCCGCCUCCGCCAAAGAGAACAAUACCUUCUGGACUCUGAACCUGGCGAGCAUUUUCAUGCUCAUCGGCAGCGCCCUUCUGUCCACGCUUCCUGACUCCGUGGAUCCCGUCCCGCAGCAAUACAUAUUCGAGGCAAUCCUCGGCUUCGGGCUGGGAUUGAGUCUAUCUACGAUGACCUUCCUGACGUCCAUGCAGGUGAAGUUUGAAGACCACGCCGUUGCACAGGGAGUCGUUGCGCAGCUGCGGAUCUUCGGUGGCAGCGUCGGCAUCGCAGCCAGUUUCAUCGUCUUCAACCACAAGAUCCAGGAGGCGCUCACCGGUGUGCUGACUCAAACGCAGCUGGAUGACUUUUACCGCUCGCCAACGGCCAUCUUCAGCUUCUCCGUGACUCAGCAAUUGCUUGUUAGGCAGACCUAUAUCGACGUGUUCAACAUCGACAUGCGAGUCUGUGCUGGGAUCUCGGCUGCGUGCCUGGUUGCCACCCUAUUCACCUUCCAACGUCGGCCGCAGUCGAUCAAGGAGCGGCUUGCGGACCUGGAAGAGGCCUAUGCGCGUACUGAGGCCGCGACGGCAGCGGCUGCAGCGGCUGCACAUGAGAGGUAA
Aspergillus lentulus is the source of this 1686-nucleotide messenger RNA. RefSeq lists its product as uncharacterized. The record is from RefSeq and is a predicted model, not a curated record. Gene Ontology annotation, biological process: transmembrane transport. NCBI's taxonomy places the organism in Eukaryota, Fungi, Ascomycota, Eurotiomycetes, Eurotiales, Aspergillaceae. Gene Ontology annotation, molecular function: transmembrane transporter activity. Gene Ontology annotation, cellular component: plasma membrane.